AGAGCAAAUAUUCGCGUUUGAAAUUGAGGUUAUUUUAAAAGAACAACGUAGAAUCGUGGGAAAAUAUGGAGAAAACGCAUAAUGAAAAUAAUAUUGUACGCGUUUUUAUACCUGCACGUCUUCCGUGUAUCUUAUUUGACGGAGCAUAUGACAUUACCAAUUACAAUAUGGACGGCGGAGACCCGUGAAGGAGAAACAGAAAGAAACGAGGAGCAAGAAAAGCAGAAGAAAAAGGAAGGGGAGGAGGAGGAAAUUGAGGCCGUGCCGAUGACGGAACAGGUUAUGGAUCCUAACAUAAAAAUAACCGACGUACCGGACGUGGAGGAAGCCACGGAGGACUGGGACGCAAACUGGGACAAGAACAAGGUCAUACGAGAUGUCGCCUAUUAUAUUCGGGCACACAAAUUCCAGGACUACGAUCGACGUUAUUACAGGAAGCUGGAAGACGCGACGAGCAGACUUUACGAGGAAUUUCCGAAACCUCCUUUGAGGUCUUUGCAUUGGGAAGUGCGUAGGCACUGCGAUGCAAGCUUCGUCGAGUGUCUGAAAUAUCUGGAAAGGAUCAUUACGCUCACUGGCCUGAAGCGGGAAGACGACACUGUCACGAUCGUGAAAGAACAGGAAUGGAAUUUAGCGAACAAUGCCAAGCAGAUUCAGGCUGCUCGAAAGGACUGUCAGGCGAGUCAGAAGCGUGACGAUCUAACCGCGCUUCCCUUUCAAGGUCCAAUAGAACGGUUCCAAUGGCGUACCACGGUGAGUUACUAUAUGUGCUGGUACACGAUGCUCGGUGUGCCGGAACUGAGCAUUUUCGGGGAGACCUGCGACAACCACGCCAACUGCCAAGUCGAAUUUGGAACGGGGAAUCAGGAUCCGAGAGCCGAUGACACGAAACCGUAUGCCUGCGCCAUUUAUAGUUUCUGUCCGGAUCAUUGUUGUCCCAUGAAGCAUAUACGGGAUAUGACGGACUGCUAUCAGUCGCCACACAAUCCCUGUUACGCUGGGAAUGCACCGGGUAACAGAGAAUGCACUUUGAAUCGAGGUAACAAUACUGAUUUUCCCAGUUUGCUAUCGAACCAGAUCAACAUUACCUGCGAAUGCCAUGAAGCUGGCUACGAGUGGUCGGCUAGAUUUGGUCUCUGUAUCGACGUGAACGAGUGCACACGUGGUGAGCACGGUUGUUCGAUAGAAGACGGAGAAACGUGCAUGAAUUUGCCCGGUGGUUACGAGUGCGUUUGCAAGUUUGGUUACGUUUACGACACAGAACGGAGAGUAUGUACUUUCAACUCUGAGAUCGAGGAAUUAUUGGCUGAGAAGAAGGAAUCGAACGAAACGGACACGAAGAGCAUCAUUGAGAAGAUCGUUAAAGCGAUUACGAAAUCAUCUUGUAACUGCGUCGUGAGCGAUGUCGCAGUUCUGUUUACCGCGCUUCUCUCGUGUUUUUUCCUAUUAGAGGAAAUUGUAUGA
Messenger RNA from Habropoda laboriosa, 1464 nucleotides. RefSeq lists its product as uncharacterized. The transcript is spliced from 4 exons. Bases 82 to 1464 code for a protein of 460 amino acids. Gene Ontology annotation, molecular function: calcium ion binding. NCBI's taxonomy places the organism in Eukaryota, Metazoa, Arthropoda, Insecta, Hymenoptera, Apidae. The record is from RefSeq and is a predicted model, not a curated record.